UUUUCAGCCUUCAUGGUUGGAAUCCAAUGUCACUCGUAGCUACCUUGAAGUUUCCUUGGAUUUAACUAGCUAUUUGCAGACUUUUGCAAACACUAUCCACACUUCGCUUCAGAGAUCAUUCAAGCAAAACCAGUCUCUAAUCUUCAUCCCUUUCCAACUUUUGCAUUUCUGAAAAUGACUGAGGCCUUACUUGGAGCUGUGUUUGAGAAAUUGAUCUCUCUAGCUCAGAAUGAAUUCGCAACCAUGUCUGGAAUCAACAGAAAGGCUGAGAAACUAUCACACACUCUUGAACUGAUCAAGGCUGUUGUUGAAGAUGCUGAGGAGAAACAAAUAACAAACAAACCUAUAAAGGUUUGGCUGCAGCAGCUCAAAGAUGCUACGUACGUCCUAGAUGAUAUACUUGAUGAAUGUUCCAUAGAUUCACUUCGUCUUAAAGGAUUGUCCUCUUUAAAACCACAGAACAUCAAGUUUCGCUAUGAGAUUGGCAACAAGAUGAAAGAGAUUUCAAGCAGAUUUGAUGAGAUUGCUAACCAGAAGAACAAGUUUGUUCUGCAAGAGGGUGUUAGGGAAAGGUCAACUGAAGUUGCUGAAUGGCGCCAAACCAGGUCGUUCAUUCCCCAAGCUAAACUAUAUGGAAGAGAAGAUGAUAAGGAGAAGAUUCUGGAGUUUCUUCUAAGCCAAGCACGUGACUCUGGCUUCCUUUCCAUCUAUUCCAUUGUUGGCUUAGGUGGCAUUGGAAAAACAACACUUGUUCAAAUGGUCUACAAUGAUGAUCAGGUAACAAGCAAUUUUGACAUCAAAGUUUGGAUUUGUGUUUCUGAAAAUUUCUCUGUCCAGAGGAUUUUGUGCUCUAUCAUAGAAUCUAUUACAGAAGCAAAACAUGAGUGCUUGAAUUUAGAUGUUACAGAAAGAAAGGUGCAACAACUAUUGCAAAGUAAAAGAUAUUUGCUGGUUUUGGAUGACGUGUGGAGAAAAAAUGAAGAAAUGGAAUUUGGUUUAACCCAAGACAAAUGGAAUAAGCUGAAAUGUCUGUUGUCAUGUGCAUCCAAAGGAUCUUCCAUUUUAGUAUCCACUCGCGAUAUGGAGGUUGCAGCAAUCAUGGGAACAUGUCAAGCUCAUCAUUUGUGCGGUCUCUCUGAGGAUGAAUGUUGGAUGUUGUUCAAACAAUAUGCAUUUGGAACUGAAAAAGAAGAGCGUAUAGAGCUUGUAGCUAUAGGCAAAGAGAUAGUAAAGAAGUGUGGAGGAUCACCUCUUGCAGCACAAGCAUUAGGAGGUCUCUUGCACUCAAGAAUUGGGGAAAAAGAAUGGCUUGAAGUUAUGGAAAGUGAGCUUUGGAAUUUAGCGGGUGAAAAUUCUAUUUUGGCUGCCUUGAGAUUGAGCUACAUUCAUUUAACACCAACAUUAAGGCAGUGUUUUGCAUUUUGUGCCCUGUUUCCUAAAGAUACAGAAAUCAUGAAGGAAGAUUUGAUUCAUCUUUGGAUGGCUAAUGGGUUUAUUGCAUCCAGGGAAAACUUGGAGGUUGAAGAUGUCGGCAAUAUGAUUUGGAAUGAAUUGUAUCAAAAAUCAUUCUUUCAAGAUAUGAGGUUGGUUGAUUAUUCAGGUGAUAUUCAUUUCAAGAUGCAUGAUCUUGUUCAUGAUCUUGCUCAAUCAAUAAUGGGGCAAGAGUGCAUGGUUUUGGGCAAUGCAAACAUGACAGGUUUGUCAAGAAGCACCCACCAUGUUAGUUAUGACUCUGGUUGGGAUGCAUCGUCGCUCCACAAGUGUGCCUUCAAGAAAGUUGAGUCCAUGCGAACAUUUUAUCAGUUAAAACCCUACAACAAAAGAGUUUCAGUUUCUGGUUGUAUCCUAACACCCUGCAGCACUCUUCGGGUAUUACGCACAAGUUCUUUCGAUUUAUCACCACUCAAGAGUUUAAAUCAUUUGAGAUAUUUGGAACUUUUCAAGCUUCGGAUAGAAACCUUGCCCGACUCAAUUUAUAGCUUGCGGAAAUUGGAAAUCUUGAAAUUGAGAUUUUUGAAAAAUCUUAUUUGUCUACCUAAAGACUUGACUUGCUUACAGGAUCUUAGACAUCUUGUCAUUGAAGGUUGUGAUUCAUUGUCUUGUAUGUUCCCUAACAUUGGAAAAUUAUCCCAUUUGAGAACGUUGAGUAAGUACAUUGUCCAUUCAGAGAUAGGACAUACCAUGGCAGAAUUACAUGAUUUAAAACUCAGAGGAGAUUUGCGCAUUGAAGGACUAGAAAAUGUUGGCAAUUCAUCUGAAGCUCAAGAGGCCAAUCUGAUGGGUAAAAAAAACCUCCACAAAUUACAGUUGAUAUGUGACAAGCAGGUCCAGACAAAGCCAUAUGCUACUAAUCCCGAGGUAGUACUUAAUGCGCUUCAACCUCACUCAAAUCUCAAGAAUAUGAAAAUAGAAUACUAUGCAGGAUUACAAUUCCCGAGCUGGAUGGAAAUGCUCACCAAUUUAGUUUCUCUUAAGCUUAAUGAAUGCAAGAAGUGUGUGAAGCUUCCCUCACUUGGUAAACUGCCAUAUUUAAGAAGAAUUAAAAUAAGCAAAUUGUAUGAUGUGCAGUACAUGGAUGAUGACGAAUCUUACGAUGGUGUGGAGGUGAAAGCUUUCCCGUCAUUAGAAAAACUUUCAUUAUAUUCGUGCCCAAAGUUAGAGCCGUUGUUGAAAGUGGAAACUGGAGAGAAUUUCCCCUGUCUUUCUAGUUUGGACAUUCAAACUUGCCCUAAACUUGAGUUGCCAUGCUGCAUUCCAUCCCUUAAAAGCCUCGAGGUAGUUCUUUAUUCCAAUGAGUUCCUAAGGUCACUCUCGUGUUUCAGUGGUCUUACCUCCCUAAGCCUUCACCAUGGGAAUGUAGACCUGACAUCCUUCCCGAUGGGGAAAUUGACAUGUCUUCAGACUCUGGAGAUAACUUGUUCCAAGUUAUUGAAGGAAUUACCAAAUGAACUCUUCAAAAACCUCAACACUUUGGAGCAUCUGAUAAUCCUUUUGUGUGAAGAUUUGGAGUCUUUACCAGAGAAAGGUUGGGAAGGCCUCCACUCCCUUCGAACUGUGGAGCUUUGGGGCUGUUGGGAAUUGAAAUCCUUGCCGGAUGGUGUUCGACACCUCACUUCACUCGAGCUUUUGACAAUUCAGAACUGCCCAGCAUUAGCCAAGAGGUGUAAAGAGGGAACAGGGGAGGACUGGGACAAGAUAGCGCACGUUCCCAAAGUAGAAAUUAUUGUAGAUGAGGAUUGGAACAAGAUAGGUGCUUCCAAUUCGGCAUGAUUCUUGACUCUUUACCAAGUGAGUAUUCUGAUCCCAUGUUGAAAUGGUUUUUGGUAAUUUCCAAUUAUCAGACUGUGUUGUAAUUUUGCCUAAUGGAGGACAACUUCAGCACCAAUUUGAUCUUUACUUUGGAGACUGGAUUCACUGGCAAGCUAGCAAGAGCAUGGUUCAAGAUAGUUGACCAGCUCCGAAUCGAGGACACAAAUAGUUCAAUUCAACAUCAAGCGAGCUUAGCGUGCUCAUGCCUGCAUAUCUUGACUCCAUCAUCAAGAGUGAUUCAAUACUUAAUAUCUCAUCAAGAAUGGCAAGAAGAUUCGUGCUAAUCAUGAUCGUGUCACUGGUUACCUCUAGUAAGCUACUAUUAUUUGAUUAGUUCUCUAAUAAAGCAAUUCAAGUGAAUUAGUGCUGGUGUAUCAGAUUCUUGUGUCGAUCACUACACUAGCUAGUUGCUAUUUGCUAUGCUUUUUGCACUGUCUGUAAUUCUGUAUAUUUAAACUGGAUGGAACUUCCUCUUCUGGCAAGUGUACUUGUAGAUUUGGUGUU
This is a messenger RNA of Lotus japonicus, 3813 nucleotides long. RefSeq names its product putative disease resistance protein RGA1. Bases 175 to 3270 code for a protein of 1031 amino acids. Gene Ontology annotation, biological process: defense response to other organism. The record is from RefSeq and is a predicted model, not a curated record. The transcript has 3 exons. Lineage: Eukaryota; Viridiplantae; Streptophyta; Magnoliopsida; Fabales; Fabaceae. Gene Ontology annotation, molecular function: ADP binding.